Coregonus sp. 'balchen' is the source of this 5943-nucleotide messenger RNA. NCBI's taxonomy places the organism in Eukaryota, Metazoa, Chordata, Actinopteri, Salmoniformes, Salmonidae. The record is from the annotation of a GenBank genome assembly.
AUGGCUGGGCGCCGCGUUGCUCGCAAGAGCUGUGAGUCACCCGUCCCCAUGGAGAUGGACCCACUCUUUGACAUGGACGUGCUGAUGUCAGAGUUUUCUGACACACUCUUCUCCACGCUGGCCUCCCACCAGCCCAUGGCCUGGCCCAAUCCCAGGGAAAUAGGUGAGGGCCUGCCACCAACAUCCCAUUCCAUACACCAGGGCUUAUCAACUAUAUUCUUACAGGGGCCAGAUUUGAUAUGAAUGAUAUUUACAGUGGGGAAAUAACACAUUUAUUUAGAAAAGAAGUCCGUUUUUCAAUCAUGUCAAUAACUGUUUUAUGCCUCCCCUGUAGUCCCAAAUUAAGUCAAUUUAAUUGAUUUGAAGAUGUCACUAACUCCCUAGUCCUUGCCGAUGACAAGCAUACCCAUAACAUGAUGCAGCCACCACCAUUCUUGAAAAUAUGAAGAGUGGUACUCAGUGAUGUGCUGUGUUGGAUUUGCCCCAAACAUAACACUUGUAUUCAGGACAAAGAUGUAAUUUCUUUGCCACAUUUUUUUGCAGUAUUACUUUAGUGCCUUAUUGCAAACAGGAUGCAUGUUUUGGAAUAUUUGUAUUCUGUACAGGCAUCCUUCUUUUCACUCUGUCAUUUAUGAUAGUAUUGUGGAAUAACUACAAUGUUGUUGAUCCAUCCUCAGUAAUCUCCUAUUACAGCCAUUAAACUCUGUAACUGUUUUAAUCUUUGUAGUGACUGGGUGUAUUGAUACACCAUCCAAAGUGUUAAAUUAAUAACUGCACUAUGCUCAAAGGGAUAUUCAAUGUCUGUUUUUUUUACCCAUCUACCAAUAGGUGUCCUUCUUUGCGAGGCAUUGGAAAACCUCCCUGGUCUUUGUUGUUGAAUCUGUAUUUGAAAUUCACUGCUUGAAUGAGGGACCUUACAGAUAAUUGUGUGUGGGGUAGUCAUUUAAAAAUCAUGUUAAACACAAUUAUUGCACACAGAGUCCAUGCAAUUUAUUGUUAUAUAUAUAUAUAUAUAUAUAUAUAAAAAAAAAAAAAAAUUACCAGGGAAGUUGACUGAGAACACAUUCUCAUUUAAAGCAACGACCUGGGGAAUAGUUACAGGGGAGAGGAGAUGAAUGAGCCAAUUGGAAGCUGGGGAUGAUUAGGUGGUCAGAUUGGGAAUUUAGCCAAGACACCGGGGUUAACACCCCUACUCUUACGAUAAGUGCCAUGGGAUCUUUAGUUACCACAGAGAUUCAGGACAGCUGUUUAACAUCCCAACCGAGAGAUGGCACCCUAAACAGGGCAAUGUCCCCAAUUGCUGCCCUGGGAUAUUUUUUUUAACCAGAGGAGAGUGCCUCCUACUGGCCCUCCAAUACCACUUCCAGCAGCAUCUGGUCUCCCAUCCAGGGACCGACCAGAACCAACCCUGCUUAUCUUCAGUGGCAAGGCAGCAGUGGGAUGCAGGGUGGUAUGCUGCUGGCCUACAGGGUGGCUAAGCACAUUUUUACUCCUGAACCUAUUUAGGCUUGUCAUGACAAAAUGAUGGAAUUUUAUUAAUUUGUAAACAUUUCUAAAAACAUAAUUCAACUUUGACAUUAUGGGGUAUUGUGUGUAAAUCAUUGACACAAAAUCAAAAUGUUAUCCAUUUAAAAUGUAGUCUGUAACACAACAAAAUGUGGAAAAAGUCAAGGGGUGUGAAUACUUUCUGAAGGCACUGUAUGUGUUGGCUUUCUUGUGGCGGCAAUCGCUGAGAAAAGCAACUCUCCUCCCUAAGCUCACAUAGGCUGCUCAGCCAUUAUUACCCUUGCUUAGUCACCGAACAUCUUUAUGUAAAAGUAGAUCAUGAUGCUCAGCAGACUACGAAACAAGCGAUGUUGCAGGCUAGAUGUUGAUCGGAUAAAGUUUAUGAUAGCCAUAACUGAGUCCGUGAUGUUUUUUAACUCAAAUCGCGCGCUGCUGUAUCAGGCAGUGUAGUGAUCUCAUCUGCAGUGAAAGCGCCAAUAGGCGGGCAGACAGACCCUGUACCCCUGUUAGCAGCUCUGAUUGGCUGUAACUCGUAUGUUGGGUGAUAUUGAUUGACGGCACUUAAUGGGUGGGACUACAGGAAAACAUAUUCUCCCAUUGGAGAAUAUUGAACGAGGGCUCCUUUUGGCACUAAACAUUGGAUUUUGCGGGGAUUUUUUAGCUGUUCUUUUUAUUAAUGUUCAGAAUUGAUCAAAGGGCCAUUCUAAAUUGAUACAGGGGCCAGAUCUGGCCCGCGGGCCGCCAGUUGAAUAGCCCUGCCGUACACCAAGCCUGUUUCUAUUCACUCAGAUCCACCCAAGCCUUUCCCCAAUCAGAUCUAUAGGAAAAGUCUGUUUGUUUUUCACACCCCAUCCAUGUUCCCCAUAGCUCAUGCAGGGAACGCAGACAUGAUCCAGCCUGGACUCAUCCCCCUACAGCCCAACCUGGACUUUAUGGACUCCUAUGAGCAAUUACAAGGUAAUGACAAUGCACUCUGCCACAGCGACAAACUCUAAAAUAAUGUCACUUGCACAGUGCACAAACUCUUUAACAGCACCCUGGAGCACCAUGUUACUCUCAUAUGGGAAGUGUAAUACAGCAGGUGACAUAUCCUAACACUUAUGAGGGUAGAGUGGAUGUUAUACUAAUUCUAACUAACCUAGAGACUCUUCUUCCAGACUUAUUUCACAGCCUCCGUCAGCCCAUCUUCCCCUCUGCUUCCCUCACUACCUCAUCCGCCACUCCUCUACCCAGCAGCAGCUCUCAAUCCCAGGUAAACCCCAACCGUAGGCCCGGUCCCUGUGAACCUCAACCCUAACACACCCACAGACCUAACACACUCCUGCCUUUUAUUCUUAGAUGUUUUCACAACAUCUUACUAGCUGAUAACAUUAUAAAUGUGCUAUCUUUGCUCUUGUCCUUGUGACUUGAUAGGGCCAGCUACUCUCCUCCAUGCACCUCUCAGCUGACCUCCCGUCCGUCAGUCCUGACCACAGACUCAUCGCCUCCCCAGCCCCCCUGACUAUCUCCUCCCCCAUGUCAAAUCAAACCAGUGGGACCAGUGGAAGCCCCUCUUACGUACAGAACUACAUGCCUCUGUUCUCUGGGCCGGUGCCCCCUAGUACUCAGGCUGGAGGCUCCUCCUUCAUGCAACCCUCAGCCCUUCCCACGGUGCGGCACACCCAGCCCUGCCAGGGUGCUGCCACGGCAACACCAGUAGCCCCCCCACCCCUGGAUGAUGCCACAAGCCUGGACGGUUCCACACCCUUAUCUAUCAUCACACAAACAGCCUCCUCCACUGUUAUACCCAGUGAUGCUGCCACCACCUUCAGUCACAGGUCUAACUUCAGCUCCCUAACCCGGGUACCUCCACCACCACCCCUCCAGCCUCUGGCACCCUCACCUGCCGCCACCCCCCAACACCCACAGACCUUCACCCUGCCCAGACCCAUCCAGCCCUCUUGCUCCAACAAAAAGACACGCCGUGUGCAAAGGAUUGUUCCUGCCAUCUCAUCUCACCUCAUCCUAACAGGUGAGUUAAUCACAUCCCAAAAGGUUUAACUGUAGCUGAAUAUGAAUGGUGUAUUGAUUUAAUAUCAAAUGUAAUAUUGAAUUAAUACAUGCCUAGCCGGUGCUACCCAGAAAAAAACUACCACAUUAGAAACAAUAGUAUUUAUUGAGGUGUGGGGAUUACUGCUCCACAGUGUGAUCUCACCACAAGGUGGUGCUACCGUCUAUCAUUAUAUAGUCAGUUACUAUUGUAAUGAAAAACUAAAUGAAAACUAGUCAAUGUUUGCAGGCGAAUCAGCCUAAAUGAUCCUAGCAAAGAUCAUCAGUGACAUCCAAGCUCAAUAUUCGACAUUAAAUACAUGAAAGAAUCAGCAUUUACCCUGUGGUUUUAAUGUCAAAGGCCCUGACUGAUGAUGUUUUGCUGUCUCAGCACCCUUCCCAGGGCAUACCAGUGCAGUGAUUGUUACUCCAACCCCCCUGAAAGCAGACGUGGUUCCCUCAACUGGCGUGGUCAUCGGCUCCUCCAGCCUAUCAAGGGUAAGACCCGGUGUGCUCUGAAGCACCCCCUUUGCUUUCAACUGUUUUAUUUAAGAUCGUUUUCAUUUAAUUUGUGUUUUAUUUCUUUCCAUCCCUCUAUCUCAGGCUCCUGGAAUUCAUAUCCUUCCGAAGUCUCCCCAGCUCAUUAUCCCUAAAGAGGAGACCUACUCUUCCAGCCGCAAGAAACAAAAACCCUCCACAAGUACUGGUGAGAGUGACAUACGCCAGGCCCUUACUUUUUUUGUUAUAUGCAUGUACACUAAGCUCAGUCAAGUGUCAGAGGGUGUUUUCCUCCUGUCAAACCUAAGCUAUCAAUCUAUUAGCUCUAUGUGUGCAUACAGGAUGUGGCAUGGUAACACAUUCAUACACAUUGUUUUGGAAUGUUUACAGUACUGUUCUGCUUUCCAUAAAAUUAUUGAAUUGUCUUUAAUGUGAGUUGGUGCUCACUGGUGUAGCAGGGUGUAGCAGUCUUUGUUAUGAUGGUUUUUGGUAAGUGUGGAUCAUCUGUGUCACCCAGGGCAUGAGGGGCGUGGCUCAGGUCAGGGGUCACCGUGUGGGUCAGAGCAGGUCUCCAGUCCUCAGUUUCCCCUCAGCAGCAGCACAGCCCUUUCCAAGAAUGAGUCCAACCAGGUAACAGCAGCCCACCCUCCUGCCUACUACUCUCUCUCUGUCUGUGACUGUGACUGUGUCUGUGUAUAACUACAGCUUUUUCAAGCUGGUCCAGUGUUGUGUGCCUGCCGUUGAAGCAUUGCAGACUCUGAUCAUUCUAAUUAUGUGUGUGUCUGUUCUCUCCCUGUCUGUUCCAGAGCCGUAGGGUGACCCAUAUCACUGCUGAACAGAAGAGGCGCUUUAACAUCAACAUCGGCUUCAAAACGCUGUGCAGCCUGGUUCCCACUCUCAAGUCCCAGUCCAAUGUAAAGCCAUGUCUGUCUGUCAUCUGUCUACUGAGUCCUCAUACUAAUAGCUUUUGGUGGCUUUUAUUUAAAGAUCAGUUCAGAAGCAUAGUGUAUGCACAUCCAGUUAUGUUCAGGUACAAAUAUAGUAUCCAUUUCAUACACAUACCAAAAUCCCACAAAUUUACCAUGCCUGCUUUUUUAUACCAGAUUUUUCGUAUAUAUGAAAGGGGUAGGGGGUAAAAAAAACAUGGUAAAUUAAAAGCACUGUAACCAAAUAUAGUUAUCGUGGGCUGUGUAAAUGGUUCUAUGCUUUUUUUGCAGGUAAAUUCAUUAACACUUCCAUUGUUUAACACCUCUCUAAUGUGAAAUGCAAACAGCACCCAUGGUUUAAUGUUCUUUUACAGGUAAUAUACCACAUCAUCAGUCUGAAAUGGGUAAUGGUAAAGUCAUGAAAGAAUGAUACAUAUCCACACAUUGUUGAAUGCUCCAGCAGUUUACGACGUGUCAUUUCUACAUGACCUUUCCAAUAUCGGCACCUAUUCUUGUUGUGUUUGAUACCAGAUCAGUAAUGCGGCCACGCUGCAGAAGACAGUGGAGUACAUUGGGAAGCUGCAGCAGGAGAGGCAGCAGAUGCAGGAGGAGACUAAAAGGCUACGGGAGGAGAUUGAGGAGGUCAAUGCCUCCAUAAAGUAUGUACUUCCUCACUGUUAUCUGUUAUCUCUCUCCUCUGAGUAGACGAGUUCAGUAAACUGUAUACUGGUACACAGCCUUAUGUGAUGAUACUAUGUGUGUGUUUACAUGACAUAGUAAUCUGAUCUGUGUGUUAUUGCUGUGCCACAGUGUUUGUCAGGAGCAGCUGCCUGCUACGGGAGUGCCCAUCACACGCCACCGCUUCGACCACAUGCGGGAGAAGUUUGAUGAGUACGUGAAGAGCCGCACACUUCAGAACUGGAAGUUUUGGAUCGUAUCCUUUUUUUUACCCUUAUCACUGACAUUUAACAUGACUUUGUCAUAA